Messenger RNA from Solanum pennellii, 918 nucleotides. Its product is annotated as ATP-dependent DNA helicase PIF1-like. Bases 1 to 918 code for a protein of 305 amino acids. The record is from RefSeq and is a predicted model, not a curated record. Lineage: Eukaryota; Viridiplantae; Streptophyta; Magnoliopsida; Solanales; Solanaceae. The transcript has a single exon.
AUGCGUCUUACUUGUGGAAAAGUCAUGGGUUCUGAAGCUGAAAGAAUUGCAAGUUUUGAUAGAUGGUUAUUGCAGAUUGGAGAUGGAUCAGUUUAUGCUGAUAAAAAGAUGGAACUCAUUAAGCUACCGCCUGAUAUAUCCAUUGCACCAUCACACAAUCAAUUGAAAUCAAUUGUAGAUGCAGUAUAUCCAUCUCUAUUACAGAAUUACAACGACCCGACAUACUUGAAAGAAAGAGCCAUACUAACACCAAAAAAUGAAAUGGUUCAUGAUCUAAAUGAAAAAAUAAUGAAUAUUAUACCAGGGGAAGGAAGAACCUACUACAGCUCUGACAAUGUGUGCAAAGCAAGUGUGAACACUAAUGAGGAAGAUAUAUUGUACCCCACUGAAUUCCUUAAUAACUUACGAUUCUCAGGCAUCCCUAACCAUGAUAUACACUUAAAAGUAGGAAGUCCGGUUAUGCUUCUUAGAAAUCUCAAUCAAACAGAAGGACUAUGCAACGGUACAAGAUUAAUGAUCACACAUCUAGGAAAAUGGUCUGUAAAUGCAAACAUCAUAUCUGGUAAGAACAUCGGCACAACAGUCACAAUACCCAGAAUUAUCAUGUCUCCAAAUGAUUCAAAAUGGCCAUUCAAGCUUAACAGACGGCAACUUCCUUUAGCAACCUGUUAUGCCAUGACAAUCAAUAAAAGUCAAGGACAAACUCUUCAGACAGUUGGACUGUAUCUUCCAAAACAGGUAUUCACACAUGGACAAUUAUAUGUCGCAGCAUCACGUGUAACAACAAGAGAAGGAUUGAAAAUAUUAAAUGCAGACGAGGACAGUGAAGACCAUACACACAUUAAAAAUAUUGUUUACAGAGAAAUAUUCCAGAAUGUAUAUCCAAGACUUGUAGAAACACAUGAUGUCACGUUAUAA